Molecule: messenger RNA, 2328 nt
Organism: Dipodomys spectabilis (banner-tailed kangaroo rat)
Lineage: Eukaryota; Metazoa; Chordata; Mammalia; Rodentia; Heteromyidae
Product: collagen alpha-1(I) chain-like
Exons: 5
Coding region: 1-2328 (775 amino acids)
Source: RefSeq, a predicted model, not a curated record
AUGGCGUCCGGAGUCCCCCAAAACAGUCGCCAGUUAAAUCCAGGCUCCCCCCACCCCCCGAGCGGUAAAUCCAAAAUCGGGGUCACGGUGUCCGGGCGUCUGCCGCCGCCGCGCGGGCCCCGCCGCCGCCGCCGCCGCGGUCACUGGCUGCGCAUCGGCGGCUCCGAGAACGUGGAUGCGGCCACUGCGGGGCGCGCGCGCGCGGAGCCGCUGCCGUGGAGCGCCGAAGCCGCGCCCGCACCGUGUGUCCCCGCGAUAGCCGGGGGACCCGAACGCCUUAAUGAGAAGGAAAUUAUCAUAACUCCUCCCCGGGGGCCGGCGGAGGCCCGGGCGGGGCGGGGCCGCCCCCAGCCAGUCCCGGCGAGCUCCGCCCCGCACCCCGGCUGGGCGUCGCGCGCCGGGGCCCCACGCCGCUCGGGGCGACGCGGGAGCGCGGUGGGCGGCGGGCGGCUCGUUGAAAACUCCGAGGCCCGGGAACCGCGACGCGUCCUCCUCGGCCAGUCCCAUCCCGCACACACCUCAAGAUGCGCUGAACCGGGAAUCCAGAUCCCAAAGCCCCGAGAUCCUCUCUGCUCGCCCGGCAUCCCAGCCCCCUUAGGCCAGGAGAUGUCACCUGGAGGUGGGGUCCUGGCAUCCGGGGGUGGUGUCUCAGCACCGGGGCUCCUCACCCCCAGGACACUUACAGAGUGGGCUGGGGUCGCGCGCGGUACAAGCCCUAGCCGGGCAGAGGCGCCCCUGCCCCGGCUCCCUGGACCCUCCCCUGCCAGCCCGGCCUUCUUGCGGGCUUUCUGCCCCGGAGCGCGGAAAUCAGGCGGCUGUGCCACGGGCUCGGAAGUGGAGACAACGGUGUGUCGGUGUCCACGCUGUGGCACGGAGCUGCGGAACGUGGCCAGCCUCCGCCCUGCCCUGCUACCCAGCCUAGCCCUGCCCACGGCUGCUUCGUCCCCGGCGGUCCGCGGCCAGGGGCGGACGGGACGUGGUCACUCGCACCCCGCCAGUCCCGAGCUGUCCUUCCUUCCCGGGACGCGCUCGCCCAGGCUGCCCCGAGGAGCGGAGCCGCCUCCCGGCCCGGGGCGCGCGGCGGGCCGAGGGAUUGGUGGGCACCGAGGGUCCGCGCCGCUCUGGGGAUCUCCCGGGGCCCAGAAGCGUUCGCUCGGGGAAGGCCGCACCGACGAUCGCCGUCGUGCCGGGAGCCUGCACGGCCGGGGCCGUCCGAAGGCUCGCGCAGCGCCGGUGUUCGCAACCCCGGCCUCUGGUGAGCCCAGAUUCUCAGCUGAAAGCGGGAGCCCACGCCUGGAGUACCCAAGACAGACCCCACCGCCCCCGAGGCCGCGGGAGCCCCUGGUGCCGGCUGGACCCCCGGACGCCGCCUCCUCCUCCGGGCUGACAGAAGUGGACGGACCCGGAUUCCCGCCCGCGGAAACCGAGGCGCGGGGCGGCGGCGCCCGGGCUCCGCUGUCGCCCCCUAGGGGCCCCGCAGCCACUCACACCCUGGGAGCCGGGGCCCCGCGGCCCGCAGCCGGCUCCCAGCCUCGACUUGGCCAGAGGACCCAACCAGGCCCGAGCCAAGGGUGUCAGCAGCGCCCCGCCUGCGCCCGCGUCACUGUGCGGGGCCCCGAGGCCCCCGCCCGCACCCCGGCCCGAGGACGCCGCCUGGCGGGGAGGGCCGGCCGGGGCCGGCCUUCGACUCUGACCCAAGGGGCGCCGGGGCGGCAGGUGGAGGAGCCGCGCCUCAGCACUGAGCCCACGGCCCGGGGCUCCGAGAUACCAUCCUGCAUCAAAAUUCCCCACGCAGGGGCGCGGGAGGCCGCGCGGACACCCUCCCGCCCCGCCCAGUCCGUCGGCUUCGCGCCACGCCAGGCCCGGGCAGAGACCCGGCCGCUGCCCCUUCGCCGGCGCCAGUCACUCUGGGAGCUCCAGGCCGCCGACGUGGCCUUGACCACCACUCCGCCCGUCUCACGCCGUCUGAGGAACAGCGGUCACGUUCGCCCCGGAGUGCGGCCCCCUCCCCGCCGGCGUGCGGGGAUCGGGGGUCGGGGAUCCGCUAGGAGACGCGCGGGAGCGGCUCGCCCCGCUCUGCCCCGGGAGGUCCCCGGUUCCCUCGGGGAGGCAGAGCGCCCGUCACCUUCCACCAGCGUCGGUUACGCUCGGGGGCUGCGGGGUGUCCCUGGAGGCCUGCUCCGCCGGGGUCUAGGGUCACCAAGCACCUCCGGGCCAGGAACUGGAAAUUCAUGUCGCCAGCUCCUCCACUCCAGCCGGCGGGGACUUCAGAGCCGAAGCGACGCCGGCCGGCCAGCGCUCCCUCGGGGCCGAGUCCUGUGCGAGUAG